AUGUUCAAUUCUCAUCAGCGCACGGUGUUCGCCAGGUGCUGGCGUCAGGUUCCGCCACCGUGCCAGCGUGGCACCUUUUGCGGCGACGCCUCUGUGAGCAUCUUGCGAACUUGCCAGGCCUGUCACCACGUCUCGAUGCCCGUCCUCCUCUCUUUUCCUCCGUGCGGCCGCGCGGCUCGGCGGGUCUUAGCUGCCCAUGGCUUGCGGGACCCUGCCAGUGCAUGUGUGCCCGCCAGCAUCCUCGGGGAGGCACCUUUGACAACAUCGAGUCCAGCGCCUGCUAAGGACAGGUUUAUCAAGUAG
Molecule: messenger RNA, 303 nt
Organism: Prorocentrum cordatum
Lineage: Eukaryota; Dinophyceae; Prorocentrales; Prorocentraceae
Source: the annotation of a GenBank genome assembly